UAGAUCUAUUUCCCGGCAUGCCCUUUUCUUUUCUUUUCUAUUUCUCCCUCCUCUUCUGUAUAACUUCCGAACAAAGGCUCUCUCAUAGCUGAGCUCCGAAAACUCCUGGAUUCCUUGUUCUCCUGCUCGACCCCCGUGUCCUUUUUCGUCAUUUCGACUAAAAUUUCGUGGAAGGAAAUAAAUUGUACAAGGACAACCGGACAUGUCGGCACUCUUCAACUUCCAUUCAUUUUUAACGGUUGUGCUGUUGGGAAUUUGCGCCUGCACUUACUUGAAGAUGCAAUUUCCAGCAAUCCUUGAACAGCGAACGGGGUUUCGUGGUUUCUUUUGGAAGGCAGCCAGAAUAGGUGAGCGCUUGAGCCCGUGGGUGGCUUUUGGAUGCUUCUCAAUGGGUGUGUCAAUAAUCUUUUUCUGAGUCCUCGUCUUAUCUGUAUUCAGAUGCAACCUUUUUUUUUCUUUUUCUUUGGAUCAUGUAGAAAGAAGUUCACUCCUUGAAAUUUAAUAUUAUCAUAUGGUUUUGUGGGUGUGAAUACUGGUAACCACUGUUUCAAGACCUAGUUGGCCAACUCCAUAUUGAAGGUAGAUCAUUUUUCUCAGGAAAUUUGUUUAUUGAUGGUGCAACCAUUCUUUGCUUGAUCAUUAGUUUGUAAAAACUCUUCAUAGGAAUGAUUAUGACUGAAAAUGUAAUCAGUUGCAACUCA
Molecule: messenger RNA, 701 nt
Organism: Quercus robur (English oak)
Lineage: Eukaryota; Viridiplantae; Streptophyta; Magnoliopsida; Fagales; Fagaceae
Exons: 5
Coding region: 203-415 (70 amino acids)
Biological process (GO): protein secretion; intracellular transport
Source: RefSeq, a predicted model, not a curated record